Molecule: messenger RNA, 4027 nt
Organism: Canariomyces notabilis
Lineage: Eukaryota; Fungi; Ascomycota; Sordariomycetes; Sordariales; Chaetomiaceae
Exons: 4
Coding region: 457-3699 (1080 amino acids)
Biological process (GO): transmembrane transport
Cellular component (GO): membrane
Molecular function (GO): ABC-type transporter activity; ATP hydrolysis activity; ATP binding
Source: RefSeq, a predicted model, not a curated record
AGCAGGGUCUCAAGCCACGCCCAGGCACCCCCAGUGCCAUGGAGAUCAAUGUUCCGUGACUCCACAGCCGACAUCAUCAACAGUCGGUUGUCGCACCUGACGGUGCUUGGCUGCUCGCCGUGUUUCCAUCAUUUCUUGUGUACUGUUUAUCCCCCGUAUUCUCAGCAGUUCACUCCCUACUAUUUCGAUUUCGGCUGCAUCGACCUUAAGGCUUGCAGUCCACUCGUACCGGAAGGUGUUUAGUCAACUUCGUUGUUCAGCGAUCAAUUCGAAGUUGGCGAUUGAGCCCCAUCGACCUCGUGUGUCGUGGGGUACGUCGCAGCCUGCCGGGACUGUGACCGCCGAUUAGGCCAAGCGUCAUCCUCUCUCAAUAAGCGUUUCCUGCCACUUCUUCCAUCCAUCGACGGCAUCAUCACGGACUGCGGAUAAGCUCCUCAUUGACGUCGCCUCGCCAUCAUGGCGCUCAAACCACAUCGCGCGCUCCUUGUAGUGGCGCUGUCGCUAACAUGUCUCACCUCUGCCUACAAUCAUUCCUCAUCAAUCGAGAUGAUGCGCGCGCAGCUGGCCCUUAUGGAGGAUAGGCCUAAGGAUUGCCCGCCAUGCUUCAACUGCAACCUUCCCAUCUACUCCUGCGGCCAGUUCGCUCCUUGUAGCGAAUACAGCGGCAAGUGCAACUGCCCGGCAGGCUUUGGCGGGGAUAACUGUCUAGAGCCUCUAUGCGGGUCUCUAGCUCGAGGUCCAGAUCGAACCGUGCGAUCAGGAAAAUCUUGCGAAUGCGAUGAGGGGUGGACGGGCAUCAAUUGCAAUGUGUGCACAAGCGAUCGGGCGUGCGAUGCGCUGACAGAAACGGGUGAUGGCGGAGUCUGCUACACUGGCGGCGAGGUCGUCAAGCAAAACUACCAGAUGUGCGACGUUACGAACAAGGCAAUUCGAGACCUGCUCGGGGAACAAGUGCCUCAGGUCACCUUCACUUGCGAUAAGCCGAGCGGCGAGUGCGAUUUUCAAUUCUGGGUGGAUGAGCGCGAGUCGUUCAUGUGCCACUUGAACGAGUGCGAAUCAAGCGCCGACUUCGACCCAUCUGGCAAGAAGAACUCGACGUCUUACAAGUGCAACAAAAUCUCGUGCGAGUGUAUUCCCGACCGCAUGCUUUGCGGCGAGAAUGGCUCCGUUGAUAUUAGUGACUUCCUGGUUAACAUGAUCAAGGGCCCCGCAAAGUUCGAAUGUACGCAACGACCCGGGGAAGGGAAGAAAUGCGCGUUUCAGGAACCGGAGAUGAACAACCUGAUUAGCGACAUCUUUGGCGAUUCCAGCAUUCUCCUGACAUGCGGCUCUGGGGAGUGUUUAUAUCAUACCGAAGUGCCCGGAUACUCGCCAAAAGUACCCCAGAUCAAUACGCCCCUCAUCGCUGGCGUCAUCGCAGGGUGCGCGCUCUUCCUGGUUGCGGUCAUUCUCGGGACUUGGUACCUGUCUAGGCGACAGUUCAAGUACGGGCCAAUCCAUCUGGACGACUCGGACGAUGAGGCCAUCAAGCUCAUGACAGACCACAAGCCGGCAUCUCUGUACUUUCAGAAUGUCUCCUACAGUCUGAACGGCAAAGAAAUCUUGUCAGGCAUCCAGGGCAUGGCUCACCCAGGCGAAAUCACCGCCAUAAUGGGUGCCUCAGGUGCAGGGAAAACUACCUUCCUAGAUAUCCUUGCUCGCAAGAACAAGCGUGGUCAAGUCUCUGGAGAAUUUUACGUCAACGGCGAGAAAGUGAGCGACGUCGAUUACAAGAACGCAACCGGAUUUGUUGAUCAGGAGGACACCAUGCUUCCCACUUUGACCGUGCACGAGACGAUCCUCACCAGUGCCCUCCUACGCCUUCCGAGGGACAUGGGCCGAGCAGCAAAAGAGCAAAGAGUGCUCGAAGUCGAAAAGCAGCUGGGAAUCCACCACAUCCGGGACUCUCUGAUCGGUUCGGAAGAGGGCAAAGGACGUGGCAUUUCCGGCGGAGAAAAGCGCCGGGUUAGUAUUGCUUGCGAGUUGGUCACCAGCCCGUCCAUUCUCUUCCUCGAUGAGCCUACCAGCGGUCUCGACGCGUACAACGCCUACAACGUCAUUGAAUGUCUCGUCACCCUCGCCAAGACGUACAAACGAACUGUCAUUUUCACGAUUCAUCAGCCCAGGUCCAACAUCGUUGCCCUCUUCGACCGCCUGAUCCUGCUCGCCCAGGGCAAGACUGUCUACUCUGGCCCGUUGCACCAAUGCCAGGACUACUUCGAUCACAUUGGAUACAGCUGCCCGCCUGGCUUCAACAUUGCGGAUUACCUUGUGGACUUGACAAUGCAUGCCAGUUCCACCUCGUCAUUCGAUGACGGGACUCUCUCCAUCGACGCGGCAAGCGUUGGUCCCAGUAGCACAAGGGCGGUGAAGUCUAUCGCAAGCGUGUCUGGCAGCGUUGGUGAUGACAGCACGGCUGAAGCAACGUCUUCUCGCCCCAAGAACAAACGCCGUGACUCGGUUCGACUCAGACAGGAGCGAGAGCUCUACACUCGACGCAAACAAGCAGUAGAUACCGCGGCCUCCUCUGAUGCCGGUGACGAGCUUGGGGCUUACAAGCUCCAACGGCACCCCCCGCACAGAUUGCCGCUAGCAACCUCUACGCCGGACGACCAUGACGACCUGCCUCCACCGGCACCUACUGGAACCGACCUCGACAUUCUGGUGCAUUCAUAUAUCCAAUCUGACAUAGCGGGGAACACGCAUGACGAGAUCCAGCAGGCUGUCACUGCAGCAACUAACCGCAAUGGUCGAAACUCCAACGGAUAUGCCGAAGCCGGGCCCAACAUCAACCUCCCCACCAUGGGGAAGGGGUACGCCCGCGUUGGGUACUGGCGGCAGUUCGUACUUCUUUCACAGCGAACGUGGAGGAACCUCUACAGGAACCCGAUGUUGAUGUUGACUCACUACGCAAUUGCCAUACUCCUGGCCGUCUUUGCUGGCUAUCUUUUCUAUGGUCUGACCAUGGACAUCGCCGGGUUCCAGAAUAGGCUCGGCCUGUUCUUCUUCGUCCUCGCCCUCUUUGGAUUCAGCACCUUGACCAGCCUGUCGGUAUUCUCUCAGGAGCGGCUGCUCUUUGUGCGCGAGAGAGCUAACGGGUAUUACUCACCAAUCACUUACUUCGCCGCUAAGGUCCUCUUCGACAUUGUCCCAUUGAGAAUCAUCCCCCCCAUCCUGCUUGGGGCCAUUGUCUACCCAAUGACCGGUCUGGUUGCCCAGAUUGACAAGUUUAUGAUUUUCAUGCUCGUUCUGGUCCUCUUCAACCUCGCAGCGGCCGCCAUCUGCCUGUUCAUCGGUAUCGUCUGCAAAGACCACGGCGUCGCCAACCUCAUUGGGAGCUUGGUCAUGCUCUUCAGCUUGCUGUUUGCUGGCCUCUUGCUUAAUCACAACGCCAUCCCACCCGCAGCCCUCUGGCUCCAAUGGCUCUCCAUCUUCCAUUACGGCUUUGAGGCGCUGAUUGUGAACGAGGUCACCCAACUGACGCUGGUCGACCACAAGAUUGGCAUUGACAUCACAGUGCCUGGCGCGGCGAUCCUGAGCUCCUUUGGCUUCGACAACCAAGCCAUGUGGAUGGAUAUUAUAAACCUGGGCAUCUUUGGGGCUGUAUUUAUCGUGCUAGCCUACGCGGCAAUGCAUAUUCUGCUUGUGGAGAGGCGAUAAUGCUCGCUGUUCUGGCGGUUGAGCGUUGGUAUGAGUAUUGGGAACGAAGGCCUUCGUACCCUGAUUUAGUCGGAUAGAGUUCGGACAGUAUUCAAGCGUUGAGUCUCGUUUUACGGGAGGUAGACCGUGUUUCGUUGGCUCUGGGUAGCAAGCAACAUGGGUUUCAGAGAGGACAGCGAGGGUGACGUGAUGGAUUUCGGCGUUGUCGGCGCACGCAUUUUCAAUUGUACUCCUUUCAUAUAACAAACAUAUAUAUGCUAGUUAUACAAAUUCCAUGUGCAAUCAGUCACACAUGCAAGUUCUCAUGUAAAUAUGCGGAAAAGCCUCG